Molecule: messenger RNA, 4366 nt
Organism: Urocitellus parryii (Arctic ground squirrel)
Lineage: Eukaryota; Metazoa; Chordata; Mammalia; Rodentia; Sciuridae
Gene: Znf84
Product: zinc finger protein 84
Biological process (GO): regulation of DNA-templated transcription
Source: RefSeq, a predicted model, not a curated record
UGCCCGGAGGCGUGCGCGCUGGUCGCUGUCUCCUUGGGGCCUCGGUGGCCGGCCCUGGGCUGCGUAUUUCUGCGUCUGGUUGGGCGGCGCGACGAUGUUGGGGGAUCCGGGUGACGUGCCGGCUGAGGGGAGAGAUUGAACCUAGGCGUCCUCUACCACUGAGCUACAUCCCGGUAUCCAGGUCCUUUUUUGCUUUGAAAUAGGGUUCCCAAGUCGAUGAAGCUGGUGUCAAACUUGCAAUGGAUCCUCCUGCCUCAGUCUGCUGACUCCCAAAUCUCUGGGAUUCAAAGUGCCUGUCUCCUUGCUGUUCUCUGUACUGGGUUUUCUGCACUGGGUUUUGUGGGGAAAAAUCUUCCGGUGCAUGGCAAAUCCUGGAUCCCCACCAUUAAGCCUGCUCAUGUGAAAUAAGGGAGGAGUUCCUGCAGUUAGAGAUCACUCACAGUGUAGAAGACCUUGCCAAGACCUUACCCCAGAUUUUGGGGCAGAGGCAGAAGAGACCAGAGCAGAACAGAUCUCACACUUGUGAAUCCUCUUGCACAGGCAACAGAAAAUGACCACAGUACAGGAAUCAUUCUCCUUUGAAGAUCUAUGUGUGGCCUUUAGCCAAAAGGAAUGGCUGUUACUGGGUCCCCAUCAGAAGGCCUUGUACAAGGAUGUCAUGCUGGAGAACUACCACAUCCUUGUGUCACUGGGCUAUGAAGUUAUGAAGCCAGACGUCAUCUUUAAGUUGGAGCAAGGCGAAGAGCCAUGGGUGGGAGAUGGAGACACUCCACGUUCAGACUCUGCAGAAGUCUGUCAAGUAGAUGGUCACAUGAAGUGGCACCAGGAUAACCAAGACAAGCUUAAAAAUGUGAAAAGAGGUCAUGAAUGGGAUGCAUUUGGAAAAAAUUUCAAUCCAAGUAUGAACGUUGUUCCUUUAAGUAAAUCAAAUGAUGAAGGUGACUUAGAUGGAUUGAUUUUGAGACAUCAUUUAGAUUUGCUUAUUCCAAGAACAGAUUAUGGAAGAAUGGAAUCAGAUGACUUGAAUGUAUUUAAUAAAUUGUUUCUCAAUACUGAACCUGAGGAAAGUGAUUCUUGGUUGAAAUACUAUGAAUGUGAUAAAUGUGGUAACAAUAGCUAUAAAAAGUCACAGAUUGUCAUUUUCCACAGAACUCGGUUAGGAGAGAAACUCUAUGAAUGCAGUGAAUGUAGGAGACGCUUUAGUAAAAAAUCCAGUCUCAUUAAACAUCAGAGCAGACACAUAAGGGAGAUAGCCUAUGGCUGUGGUAAAUGUGGCAAAACCUUUCCACAGAAGGCACAGUUUGUUACACAUCACAGAACUCAUACCGGAGAAAAACCCUAUGAUUGUAGCCAGUGUGGGAAAGCUUUCUCCCAAAAGUCACAGCUUACGUCCCAUCAGAGGACACAUACAGGAGAGAAGCCAUAUGAGUGUGGCAAAUGCGGGAAAGCUUUCUCCCGGAAGUCACAUCUCAUAUCUCAUUGGAGGACACACACAGGAGAGAAGCCCUAUGGAUGCAGCGAAUGUGGGAGGGCUUUCAGUGAGAAGUCAAAUCUUAUCAAUCACCAGAGGAUUCAUACAGGAGAGAAGCCCUUUGGAUGCCGGGAGUGUGGGAGAGCCUUCAGCAGGAAGUCGCAGCUGGUCACCCAUCACAGGACUCACACAGGAACAAAACCCUAUGGGUGUGCUGAUUGUAGGAAAGCAUUUUUUGAGAAAUCAGAACUCAUCAGACAUCAGACUGUUCACACUGGAGAGAAACCCUAUGAGUGCAGUGAAUGUAGGAAAGCCUUUAGAGAGAGGUCAAGCCUCAUUAAUCAUCAGAGAACCCAUACAGGAGAGAAGCCACAUGGAUGCAUUCAGUGUGGGAAGGCCUUCUCCCAGAAGUCACACCUCAUAUCACACCAGAUGACACACACAGGAGAGAAACCUUUUGCCUGCAGUAAAUGUGGGAAAGCCUUCAGCAGGAAAUCCCAGCUUGUUAGACACCAGAGGACUCAUACUGGAGAAAAACCCUAUGAGUGCAGUGAAUGUGGAAAAGCCUUCAGUGAAAAGUUAAGCCUCACUAAUCAUCAGAGAAUUCAUACGGGAGAAAAGCCGUAUGUGUGCAGUGACUGUGGGAAAGCCUUCUGUCAGAAGUCCCAUCUCAUUUCACAUCAGAGGACACACACAGGAGAGAAACCCUAUGAGUGCACAGAAUGUGGUAAAGCCUUUGGUGAGAAGUCGAGUCUUGCAACUCAUCAGAGAACUCACACAGGAGAGAAGCCAUAUGAAUGYAGGGACUGUGAAAAGGCCUUCUCCCAGAAGUCACAGCUAAAUACUCAUCAGAGAAUCCACACAGGAGAGAAACCCUACAAGUGCAGUCUUUGUACAAGAGCAUUCUUUGAGAAAUCAGAAUUAAUUAGACAUCAGAGAACUCAUACAGGAGAAAAACCUUAUGAGUGCAGUGAAUGCAGAAAAGCCUUCAGGGAGAAGUCAAGUCUCAUUAAUCACCAGAGAAUCCAUACAGGAGAGAAACCCUUUGAAUGCAGGGAAUGUGGCAAAGCCUUCUCUCGGAAGUCACACCUUAUCCCACAUCAGAGGACACACACAGGGGAGAAGCCCUAUGGAUGUGGUGAAUGUAGGAAAGCUUUCUCUCAGAAGUCACAGCUUGUUAAUCAUCAGCGAAUCCACACGGGAGAGAAGCCUUACCAAUGCAAUGAGUGUGGGAAAGCCUUCCCACAGAAGUCCCAGCUCAUUAAUCAUCAGAGAACUCACACAGUAAGGAUGGCCUAGGUGUGCCCUUGAUGGGACAUGUUGACAGAUCUCACUUUGUUCUAUUUCAGAAAAUGCAGUUAUGGUAAUUUUUCAGGUAAUAUUUGCAUCACGUUUUGCAUCAGAGUAUUCCUUAGGAUCAGAACUUUAUAAAUGAAACUAUAUAGGUAGAGCACUCAGCAGGAAGCAUGCGAGAAUACUUGGACACCAGUCUUCAUGGAGCAGAAUGAUACUACGAACACAGUGAGUAACAUAUCCUUCCCAACCAUGGUCAAGUCUUAUGCAGUGGAAAGUUCCAGCAAGGGAAAUCCCACCAAUAUCAGAAAGCCUUCCAGAGGUCAAAUCUCAUUAGCUAUUAAAUAUUACCACAGGAGAUGAGGGAUAAUUCCCAGAAUGCAGCAAGUGAGGCAAUACUUUUUCAUGAAACAAGAGCUUGUUGUACAUAAGAAUAUGCCGUUAGGAAUGAACUUCUAUGAAAUCACUAUCUAUGGGACAUGUACCCCCAGGAUGUUGUACUUUAGAGAGUUCAUGUUGUAGAUAAGCCUAAGAAUUACCUUGGAAAUGUGUGCUCCUGAAGUAAUGCUGUCAUGGAAACCUCACAAUUAUAGAUGUGGGUACCAGCAGUCUAAGUGGCUGACAGAUGUUUCCUUCAAAGUAGGAAGUUUUAAAAAUAUGUGAAUAAAUGAAUCAUUGAAACAUCUGAAUAGGAGAUUUCUUGUAUUUAUGGCUUAUUGUCCUCUGUCACAUAAUGCUUUGUAUUUGGGCAUUGCAGGUAGCUGUUGCAGAAAGCGUGAAGCAUAUGUAGCUUAUGGUCCCUCUGAUGUGUCAAGACACUACAUGUCACUGGCUUUUCUGUCUUAAUACUGUGAAAAGGGUAAUUGAUUUAACAUGGCUUUUUUUGCUAGAAUCAAUAGAUUAGGCAAUAAUAACUCAUUUCUUUUUUCUUAUUGUUUGUUGACAUCUACAGAGAUUGGUUGUUAAUAUUGACCUUCUUCUUCAGUAAUGUUAACAUUUCCAGUGCCCUUAGAGUCUGAGAAACAUUUUAUAUAAAGUCUUGUAUAUGCAGAGGCAGGAACCAAGAGUAGCACAGUGAUACAAGAUAUUGACUGAAAAAGGGGUGGUGAGCUGCAGUCCUCCGCUGCAGACUCCUGAGGGACGAGAGUGGUGACCUGCAGCCCUCUGCUGCAGACUCCUGAGGGACAUAAGGCCUGAGGCUGUUCCUCCUGCCUGUGUUCUCAGGCUGUGGGACCCAGGCACAGCUUGCCUCCGAACUGCUGUGAUGAAAUACAGCUGCUCUGUGUUGCUGCUGUUCUGGGUGUUGUUAAAAAAAAUUAGUUGUGGAAACCAAUUAUUUAAGAGUGACAAUUCACUCUUAAAUAAGUAAAAUACAAUGAAUUUUGUGGUGAAAUACUCUGUGAACAUUCAGGGAAGCGGCUUUUGCCUUCCUGCACAUUUCUGUGACUACUGGACAAGUAUUAGGAAACAAGAUUUCUGUAAUUUCUUCAUUUGACAUAUUUGUGUUUCACCUUCUUUCAAUAGCUCCAUGACUCCUGGGUAAUUUAAAAUAGUAAUUUAAAAUUACUAUUUUAAAUUUCAUUUCCUUUAAAAUGUAGGAAA